AUGUAUGAUGAUACAGUUAUGGACGAAGUAAUGAUCACAAAAAAAUUGAUACCACUUCGGGGAACAUUGCGAUUCAUAUCAAAUGCUGCAAAUGAUCCGAUAACACUAUAUGCUCACGAUAAUGCAAUCAAUGGAAUACAAGCACAUUUAGCUAAACCUGCAAUAAACAUGCAAAAACAACAAAACAGAUGGAGCGGUAGAAUGGUACAAUUUCAUAAGGAGGAUAAUCGAGUUGAAUGUAUUAACACAGCAUUAGCUUGCACUCAUUCACUUUACAUCCGUGAACUUGUCAACAAAACCGGCAUACAAUCACUCAUUCUGAACUGUAGCGGUUGGUUGCAUGCAUUUCCUUCGUCAUUCAUUUAUUUACAAUGUACAUCUAAGAGAACUUUACCAUUUCAUUGGCAUACAAUCAAGGCAACAAUUGAAUUUAUGCGUACCGGAUCACUUCAACUUGAUUGUGUGGCAAUUUCAGAUAUGCUUCGGGUUGUAAAAUAUGUUUGUGCAAUGUUCUUUCGUAUUGCACAAUUAAGCCGUUUGAUAGAGUCAUUCGUACGCCAACGAUCGAAAAGACCAGAAACUGUAUUGGAAGCAUACAAAGCUAUUUUCCAUGAUGAGCAAAUAAUGCACUCCGUAACUUAUGAAACACAAACAAUUGUUUCUGAAAAUAUGGCACAUUAUCUUUCGCCACAUAUCGAACAGGCAAUCAGAAAGGAACGAAGCACGUUAGCAUUAAUGACGAGCAAUGAGUUGUACUACUUGCUUGCACGUGAUGCUCAACGUGUACAUUAUAAUUCUCGAGAUUAUGAACGUGCUGCUUGUCAGCGUUUCCAAGUAAUAAUGCGUUGGAUACAAUUUCAAGAACAAACUUUUCAAAGUUAUAAUGACCAUAUGCCUGGUCUUCAAUCUACUUUUUUCGCCAGAACUGUUCGUCUCCUCAGCUGUGUACAUUUCGAAUAUAUGCGACCUAAGACUCGCCGACAUUGCAUCAAUUAUUUACGUAGCGUGAGUCCUAAGUCAACGUCUACGUUCUCUUUGAAUGCACUGCCACGUAGAGCCUGA
This is a messenger RNA of Acanthocheilonema viteae, 1062 nucleotides long. The record is from the annotation of a GenBank genome assembly. NCBI's taxonomy places the organism in Eukaryota, Metazoa, Nematoda, Chromadorea, Rhabditida, Onchocercidae.